Molecule: messenger RNA, 1649 nt
Organism: Meloidogyne enterolobii
Lineage: Eukaryota; Metazoa; Nematoda; Chromadorea; Rhabditida; Meloidogynidae
Source: the annotation of a GenBank genome assembly
AUGUCACAAUUACGUUUCUUUUUGAGCACUGAAUUUAAUAUAUUAUUUGAUAAAGAAGGGAACUCGUUGGGGAGUUUACUUGAUGAAGAUAUUGGGUUUGUUAAUAUAAAAAAUAUGGAAAAUGUUUUGAAGGAACGGUUAAAAAAGCUAUCAAAUUAUAUAAUUAAGAAAGAAGGAAAACAAGGAAACUUAUUCUUAAAUUUGCUAUAUGAGACAGCAGUUUUGGACAUAAACACACAAUAUGGAAAGCCUUUGGCUGUUCUUGGCACUCCAGCUAAACAAUUCAAUCCCUCUGCCCAAACCUUUUUGCAGUCUGUGGCAAAUAAACACUAUAAUGGAGAUUACCAACAAGCACAUGAUUCCCUAUUGCAGAGCUAUUUGGAACAAAUUAAACAACAUUUUGGAGAUGAAAAUCCUUACUUUGCUUAUACUCGUUAUAAAGGAGAUAAUGCUGUGGAGUAUAUAAAGGCUGAAACCCUUGCCCAACUUCAAGUUGAAGGAAAAGCUUUUGGAAUUAGAAAUUUGGGAGAAGAAUUGAAGGAGAUUGGAGGAAUACCAAUUCAGACAUCUUUUGGAAGGAAUGAUGUAGGAAUUCCUUUUGAUUUGUUUUUCUGUGCUGGUGGUGCAAAUGAUCAAAUCCGCAAUCAAUUUUUGGAGCAAGCAAAACAAUUGACAGAAUCAAAAAAUUAUGGUGUUGUUAUCUUCAAUAAAAAGGAUCGCAGCAUUAAAGUCUUUGAAGAUUCUGCUGCUUUCUACCGUGAUCGUAUGUCUCUUAUGAGGAAACAUCUGAUAAAACAGAAUAUUGAUGAAUUGAUUUGGCAAGCUGAUUUUCUUUCUGAUCGGCUUAAAUCAAAGCUUGCCAACUUAACUAAAAUGAUUUUACAAGAUGAUUAUAUUGUUGUCCGUCUUUUUGAGUCGAAUCCAACGUUGCAUAUUGCUUCAAUAACACCUAGAGCACUUGUAAAAUUUAUUGAUGCAUUUAAUGAAGAGAGAAAAAGCCGUGCUAAUGAAUUGCAUCAAGAUGAAUAUAAUUUGUUUUUACAACUUAUUUCCAUGGAAGAUUUAGAGCGUUGGCAUGAAUUAACUGAAAUGAAAAACAAAAAUGAGCACAUAUUAAAACAAUAUGACGAUUUUCACGAAGAGUUACAAAAGAAAUGGGCCAAAGCUCUUUUUAGUUAUACAUUUUCUACUAGACAUCCAGAGAAACUCGGUCAAGUAGUUAUUGAGGGUGAUGAGUCUGUUGCAAGUACAAGUUAUAGAGGCAAAGAAAUAGUUCAUGAACCGGAACAAGUUCUUUACUUUGAUCCUCACAGUGCUAAUACAAGCACUUUUUGGGUUGCAAUUUACGGAAUUGAGAAUCCUGUAAAGCAAAUUAAUGGAACACAUGGUUCAGCAAUUAUUGCAGCUAUAGGUGAUGCAAAUACAAGUGCUCAUUUUAUGACCGCUAGUGGAGUCAGUACAGGCAAGUUUUUAUUCUGAGACAUUUUUAGAGUCAUUAAAGCAUUUGAAUACGUGUAAGCUUCUAAUAAUAAUUCCCAGAAAGUUACAAGUCGAUUCUGCCCGGCGAAAUUAUUUAUUCUUAUCUUAUUCUUAUCCAAACUUAAUUUACAUAAUUUAUAGAAAAAUUUAAGGUCGAUGGGGAGUUGAGA